This is a messenger RNA of Vicia villosa (hairy vetch), 1674 nucleotides long. RefSeq lists its product as uncharacterized. The coding region runs from base 1 to 1674 and encodes 557 amino acids. NCBI's taxonomy places the organism in Eukaryota, Viridiplantae, Streptophyta, Magnoliopsida, Fabales, Fabaceae. The record is from RefSeq and is a predicted model, not a curated record. The transcript is spliced from 3 exons.
AUGGCCCCUCCACAAUACAUUAUCAACGCUCAUGUUUUUGGCGAGACAUAUGUCAACGAAGAAGUUGGUUUCCUGUUUAGAAACACUGAGGUUAAACGAUUUUGUUUAAGCAGAAAAGCAAAUUUCAGUUACUUCAAAGGGAGAUUAGAGACGAAGCUUGCAAUGGGUGGUGUAUCCCAGAUUUUUUACCAAUAUCGAUUUCUUCGUGGGGACAACCCGGUCAAGUUUAUCCAAGUUGAGAUCAAAGACGAUGAAGACAUGCAGAAUAUGUUUGCCAAUCAUGAGUAUUCUGGUUACGAAUGCAUAGAACUGUAUGUUACUCUACCAGAAGUUCAACCCACACAAAUGGUUGAGUCACAAGUCAUUGAUGCACUUAGAGACGAGCAAGCAGAGGUCGACGUUGUAGAUGAAGAAGAAGCACCGGAAAUAGAAGUUGAUAACCUGGUCAACGAGGAAAGUGAAGAUGAACCGGAAGUUGUUGUACCACGAGAUCAAGUGCAUAUGCCUCCAGCGCACAUGAGGAACCUGAAUUUUGAUGGGGAUGACAAACCAUCGACUGAUAUUUUCUAUGAUCCAUACACUCAAACAGAUCAACGGUUAAAAGUAGGAGACAGAUUUCGUUCUAAGGAGGCAUGUAUCAUGGCCAUAAAAAGAUUUCAUAUGACAAACAAUGUUGAUUUUAGAGUUGAUCGCGCCAAUGUCGAAAGGUACAAAAUUUAUUGUAGAAACACUGAUUGUGGAUUCAGGUUGCAUGCAUCAUACAGGAAGAGAAGUGACUCAUGGGUUAUAGGAUAUAUUUCCCAAGAUCACACAUGUGUUAACACAAAUGUUUCACAAGAUCACCGUAAGCUAAGUUAUGACAUCAUUUGUCAAGAAAUCUUGCCUCUAGUUGAAAAAGAUUCAUCGUUAAAGGUGAAAACGAUAAUCUCUCAUAUCGUUGCAACGUAUAACUACACUCCGUCUUAUAGAAAGGCGUGGCUGGCGAAGACCAAGGCGAUCGAAGUUGUGUAUGGAAAUUGGGAGGAUUCGUAUAAACGACUCCCACAUUUCUUAUAUGCGCUUCAAAUUUAUGCUCCUGGAAUUGUUACUAUUUUAGAGACCCUUUCGGCGCAAUCUCCAGACGGAACGUCACUUCAAGGAAAUGUGAUAUUCCACAGGCUCUUCUGGGCUUUCCGCCCAUGUGUACAAGGAUUUUCAUAUUGCAAACCAGUUCUUCAAAUAGAUGUUACUUGGUUGUACGGAAAAUAUAAAGGCACCAUGUUGAUGGCUGUGGCUCAAGACGGAAAUAGUAACAUCUUUCCUGUUGCUUUCGCUCUUGUGGAAGGAGAAACUACUGGAGGCAGAUGGGUAGACAAUCUUGCUAGAGAGAAAUGGACCAGAUCAUACGACAACGGGAAGCGAUGGGGGCACAUGACUACGAAUCUUGUGGAGUCUAUGAACGGGGUGUUUAAGGGCAUCAGACACCUUCCGAUUACUGCCUUGGUGGAAGCAACAUACUAUAGGAUGGCUUCUCUUUUCGCAAGAAGAGAUUUUGGACCACCUUUAGAGUCUGGAUCACUUCCAGAGUCUGGGUCACCUCCAGAGUCUGUGUCGGAGUCACCUUCAGAGUUGCCUUCAGAUUUUGAUUCUCCUUCAGAAUCAGAAUCAUUUUCUGAUUCUCAUUCAUCUUCAUAA